Messenger RNA from Capronia coronata CBS 617.96, 831 nucleotides. RefSeq lists its product as uncharacterized. Lineage: Eukaryota; Fungi; Ascomycota; Eurotiomycetes; Chaetothyriales; Herpotrichiellaceae. The transcript has a single exon. The coding region runs from base 1 to 831 and encodes 276 amino acids. The record is from RefSeq and is a predicted model, not a curated record.
AUGGCAGCCGCCUCUUUUGACACGGGUCUCGGGCUUGAAGGCUCACAUGUCCUGGUAACCGGAUCCAGCGGUGCAAUAGGAUCCGUGGUAGUGACGGCGUUUCUGUCUGCCGGCGCAAAAGUCUCGGCCUUUGAUAUCAAGAGGCCAAGGGUUGCUGUCGAUCAUGUGAGGCUACGUUCAUAUCAAGUCGACGUCACCAACGAGUCGAGUGUUGACAAGGUGAUGGAGAUGGCAAGUGCCUCGUUCGGGGUCAUCUCGACUUGCAUUGCCGUCGCUGGCUUGGACUUGUCGUUUGCACCGCACCACUCUCUGGCAGACAUGUCCCUGCACGACUGGCAAAGGAUCAUGCAGGUCAAUGUCGAUGGGACAUUCCUCACCUGUCGAGCCUGGCUUCGUGGCAUUAGAGAGUUUGCAACGACAAACACCAAGAACAUUUCGGCAGUAGUCUUCGGAAGCGAAGCUGGGAAAUUCGGCGUUCCCAACUGUGCAGCAUAUGCGGCAUCCAAGGCCGCAAUUCAAGUCGGCCUCGUUAAGUCACUGGCGCGGGAUGCAGUGAGCAUAGAUCCGCGCUGUAGGGUCAAUGCAGUCGCACCAGGGCCUGUUGACACGAGUCAAUUUAGGAACGAGUGUGCAAAUGAUCCCACGGCACUGUGGAGGGAAGCGCAAGCGACAGUUGCAUUGAAGAAACCGGUUGCAGUGGAGGCUGUGGCCCGGGCCUGCUUGUUCCUCGCGAGCGACAAUUAUGCCGGCAACAUCACUGGACAGGUACUUCCGGUGGACUCGGGGAAGAGUGGCAGUCUAUUCUGGCUGGCGGACGGGCAAGACGCUUGA